Molecule: messenger RNA, 387 nt
Organism: Protopolystoma xenopodis
Lineage: Eukaryota; Metazoa; Platyhelminthes; Monogenea; Polystomatidea; Polystomatidae
Source: the annotation of a GenBank genome assembly
CGUGCCGUAAUUUCGGCACUCCUAAGUUUUGUCCCUGGUGUCUCAGACCUACACGAGGAUGGAUCUUUAUUGUCCAAUUCCAAGGAUGAAAUUCGCAUCUCCAGCAAAGUCCAUGAUACUGGAUUAUCUAAUAGCCUUAGCGCUUUCGAAGACAAGCCUGAUUGGUUUGAAAAACCUUCUGAACAACAACAACGAACUGGUCGCAAGGACAGUCCAUACUUUACCCUUUUACAUGGUGCCGCUACACGUCAGCCUACUCUGCUUUUACCGUUCUUCUGCCUUCAAGUAUUCGACUUUAUUGUUGCAAUUCUUAGUAUCGUCGGAUUAAUGUCUUCUAAGCCUGACAUAUGCAUAUGGUUUCGCCUCAAGUCAUUGUUUUUUAUUUGA